This is a messenger RNA of Talaromyces marneffei, 2415 nucleotides long. RefSeq lists its product as uncharacterized. Gene Ontology annotation, molecular function: protein binding. NCBI's taxonomy places the organism in Eukaryota, Fungi, Ascomycota, Eurotiomycetes, Eurotiales, Trichocomaceae. The record is from RefSeq and is a predicted model, not a curated record. Bases 1 to 2415 code for a protein of 804 amino acids. The transcript has 2 exons.
AUGGAUUUCCUUCUAGAUUCCAAGAGAAAAUAUGGCAGUUUAUCCGGGGUAGAUGAGAAAGACGUCCAUCAAAAUCUCACCAUACAAUGCCUAGAGGUCAUGCAGCACAGUUUGAGGAAGAAUAUCUGCAAUUUAUCAAGUGAUGGCACACAGCGCAUAGAGAUUGAUACCGAUUCUAUCAACCAGUAUCUACAACCAGAAUUGCAAUACUCAUGUCGUUAUUGGGUACAGCAUCUGGCACAAUGCAAAGACCCUGUGGCUGAGAUGAAUAGUGCUUUAUUAUUCCUCCAGGAGCAUUUUCUUCACUGGAUAGAAGCAAUGAGCAUUAUGGGUUUUGCACCUGAGGUAGUGGGAGUAAUUGAGAAAUUGCAGUCACUCAUACAAAACGACAAAAACUCUAGAAUAUCAGAGUUUCUAUAUGAUGCAAGACGAUUUCUCUUGAAAAAUAGAUAUAUAGCUGAUACUUCGCCUCUUCAGCUAUACUGUUCAGGACUUGUGUUUGCUCCAACAAAAUCAAUAAUUAGAAAUAAGUUUGACAAAGAGCUGCCUAGUUGGAUAUGCAGGUUGCCAAAGGUCGAGGAAGAUUGGAGUGCAGAACUGGAGACGCUUGAGGGCCAUGAAAGCUGGGUGCAGUCGGUGGCAUUCUCACCGAACGGGCGACUGCUGGCCUCCGGUUCCCACGACAAGACAGUCAAGCUCUGGGAUCUAGCGACUGGCGCCCUGCAACAGACACUCGAGGGCCAUGGAGACUCAGUACAGUCGGUGGCAUUCUCACCUGACGGGCAAUUACUGGCCUCUGGUUCCCACGAUAAGACAGUCAAGCUUUGGGAUAUGGCGACCGGUGUUCUACAACAGACAAUUGAAGGCCAUGAAAGCUAUGUACAGUCAGUGGCAUUCUCACUGGAUAGGAGACUGCUGGUCUCUGGUUCUGACGACAAGACGGUCAAGCUUUGGGAUAUAGCGACCGGUGUUCUACAACAGACACUUGAGGGCCAUGGAAACUACGUGCAGUCAGUGGCAUUCUCACCGGAUAGGAGACUGCUGGCCUCCGGUUCCCAUGACAAGACAGUCAAGCUCUGGGAUACGGCGACCGGCGUCCUGCAACAGACGCUGGAGGGCCAUGGAGACUCAGUGUGGUCGGUGGCAUUCUCACCGGACGGUCGACUGCUGGCCUCCGGUUCCCAUGACAAGACAGUCAAGCUCUGGGAUACGGCGACCGGCGUCCUGCAACAGACGCUGGAGGGCCAUGGAAGCUUGGUGUGGUCGGUGGCGUUCUCACCGGACGGGCAACUGCUAGCCUCCGGUUUCCGCGACAAGACAGUCAAGCUCUGGGAUACAGCGACUGGCGCCCUGCAGCAGACACUCGAGGGCCAUGGAGACUCAGUGUGGUCGGUGGCAUUCUCACCUGACGGGCAACUGCUGGCCUCUGGUUCCCACGAUAAGACAGUCAAGCUCUGGGAUACAGCGACUGGUGCCUUGACUAAUACCCUGCAACAGAAGCUUAAGGACCAUAAAGACUCAGUAUGGUCGGUAGCAUUCUCACCAGAUGGGCAACUACUGGCCUCCGGUUCCCACGAUAAGACAGUCAGGCUUUGGGAUACAGCGACCGGCCUUCUGCAACAGACACUUAAGGGUCAUGAAAGCUGGGUACAUCCAGUAGUAUUCUCACUAGACGGGCGACUACUAGCCUCUGGUUCCCGUGACAAGACAGUCAAGCUCUGGGAUACGGUGACUGGCACCCUGCAACAGACGCUUGAGGGCCACGGAGGUUGGAUGCAGUCGGUGGCAUUCUCACCGGACGGUCGACUGCUGGCCUCCGGUUCCCAUGACAAGACAGUCAAGCUCUGGGAUCUAGCGACUGGCGCCCUGCAACAGACACUCGAGUGUCACGAAGACUCGGUGUGUUCGGUGGCAUUCUCACUGGAUGGGAGGCUGCUGGCGUCCAGUUCCGACAAGACAAUCAAGCUCUGGGAUACGGCGACCGGCGUCCUGCAACAGACGCUGGAGGGCCAUGGAAGCUGGGUUCAGUCGGUAGCAUUCUCACCUGACGGGCAACUGCUGGCCUCUGGUUCCCACGAUAAGACAGCCAAGCUCUGGGAUACAGCGACCGGCGCUCUGCAACGGACGCUACACAUAGAAGGUGUUAUUACUGACCUAAGAUUUUCCAAAGAGGGUCCAUUUCUGGAAACAAAUCUGGGAUCCCUAAGCAUCGAGCCAUCAGGCAAAAGCAUUUUCGUCGAGGCUAAGACCCGAAUUCAGGUGCUUAUCUUAGAUAAUCAAUGGAUCGCUCUCCAUGGCAGAAAGGUUCUAUGGCUUCCCCCUCCCUAUCGACCACUAUGUUCAGCGGUGAGAGAUGGCACGGUGGCCCUUGGGCACGCUUCAGGGCAGAUUUCAUUUCUCAAAUUUUGUCAAUAA